This is a messenger RNA of Saccostrea cuccullata (small rock oyster), 586 nucleotides long. RefSeq lists its product as uncharacterized. The record is from RefSeq and is a predicted model, not a curated record. Lineage: Eukaryota; Metazoa; Mollusca; Bivalvia; Ostreida; Ostreidae. The transcript is spliced from 2 exons. The coding region runs from base 17 to 586 and encodes 189 amino acids.
UUCUUGAUUCCAGUCCAUGAUGGAGGUAAAGUUUGACAAACGUAUAUUUGAGGGUCUAACUGCCCUAGGACUAAAUAAGCUACAGUUUGCUAUUGUCAGACUAGAAUCUUGCAAUGGGACGGAAAGUAUUUCAUUUUCAGAAGUCUCUUGUGGAUACGAAGUGUUAAGGGACAAAAUAAAACGACGACCCUGUUUCUUCCCGUUUACAUCAAUCUUCAAAGACGGAGUUUCUUUCUUGCAAAAUUUGGAAAAAGCAAGCAGCGAUGACUUUAAAAACAUGGAAUGUGACAUGAAAGAUGCUGCUUUACGCCUUAAUGCAUUUUACAAAGCUAAAGAGUGUAAUGAAACCUGUCUGAAAAAAGUCUUUGACAUCAGACUAAAGAGUGAGGAAAUGGCAGUUACAGAGACAGAUAUAAGCAUUACACUUGCAGAGCACUUGCUAGGAAAGUUAGCUCCUGGGGAGUCCUACAAAAUUGAUAAUAAAGCAAGGGAAAGGAAGAAUUGCAGGUGUGGAUGUAAAGUGACACCUGUAUUUGGUGGAACAGGAAUAGGUAUGAAAAAAACAGUUAUGAAGAUAUCCUAUUAG